Messenger RNA from Macroventuria anomochaeta, 1806 nucleotides. RefSeq names its product FAD binding domain-containing protein. The transcript is spliced from 3 exons. Lineage: Eukaryota; Fungi; Ascomycota; Dothideomycetes; Pleosporales; Didymellaceae. Gene Ontology annotation, biological process: secondary metabolite biosynthetic process. The coding region runs from base 328 to 1767 and encodes 479 amino acids. The record is from RefSeq and is a predicted model, not a curated record. Gene Ontology annotation, molecular function: monooxygenase activity; FAD binding.
CUCCGGUACGUCUAGCCCACUGUAGCUGCAUCCACAACCACCACUUUGCAACCGCCAGGCGCGUCCACCAAUCUUCGGCAUGCUGCUAGCCCGAUAAGCGGUUCCAGUAAGAUGCUGAUGAGAGGGGAACUGUCAGUGCGAUAUCACGCGUCGUUGCCAUCGAUAGGUGGGCAAGAUGGCGGCAAGGAGGGGCGGAGUGGGAGCAUGACAAUGAUCAUUGCAUUUGUGCAGUGCCUUUAUACCUCAAGUUCUAGAUGAAAGUCUUGAUUGCUAUCACGAACACUGUUCAACUUACAAUUGACGAGUGAGUAUUGGCUCGGUGACAUCAUGGCACCUUCAAAACCACAAAUCAUCCAGCAGAAGCAGAGGGACGCAUCGAGCAAGCUCGAUGUCACUAUAGUAGGCGCCGGACUCGGCGGCCUAGGAGCAGCCAUCUCCAUUCUACUCGAAGGCCACAACGUGCAAAUCCUCGAAGUCGCACCAGAGAUUGGAGAAAUCGGAGCAGGAAUCCAAUGUCUCCCCAAUUCCACACGUAUCCUCAUAUCCUGGGGCCUAGAAGAUGCACUAUCGAAAUUCGCCACCACACCGCGAUUAUGCAACAUGAUUGGGUGGAAGGGCCAGAAAAUCUCUGAUAUGGACUUCCAUGAGUAUGGAGCCCAGUGUGGGACGCCGUUUUGGGACUUCCAUCGUGCGAAUCUGCAUAUGGCGCUGUUAGAGAGGGCGGUGGAGCUAGGUGCAAAAUUGACGACGAACUCGAGAGUUGUGGAUGUCGAGUAUGAAUUCAGUGGUGACCAGACAAGAGCAAUUGCCGUAUGUGCGGAUGGCAAGAGACAUAUGGCGGACUUGGUGGUAGGUGCGGAUGGCAUCAACUCGAAAUGCAGAGAGAUACUGCUUGGUCAUGAGGACCCUCCACUGCUGACGGGCGAUCUGGCGUACAGGUUGCUGUUGGAUACAGAGCAGAUGAUGAAGGAUUCUGAGCUGAGAAGUUUCGUCGAGGACCCUCAAGUCAACUACUGGAUUGGACCUGAUGCACACGCUGUCAACUACGUCCUCCGUGGUGGCAAACUCUUCAACAUGGUUCUCCUAGUACCCGACGACAUGCCCGCUGGUGCCAACACACUCGCCGGCAAUGUCGAAGAAAUGCGCGCCUUAUAUGCAAACUGGGAUCCUCGAAUCCCCAAACUCCUCGCCUUAUGUAAAGACGUUUUCAAGUGGCGUCUCAUGAUCCGUCCAGGCCUGGAUCCAACGUGGUCGCACCCCUCAGCUGCUUUCACGAUCUUGGGUGACGCUGCGCACGCUACGCUGCCAUAUCUUGCAUCUGGCGCGGGGAUGAGUCUUGAGGAUGGACACGUUUUAGGUUUGUGCCUUGGAGCCACCAAGGACAAAAGCACGUUUGAGAAGAAGAAAGCACUGGACAUCUACGAGCGCUGCCGCCGUGAGCGCACCGAGCGCGUCGUUUCACGAGGGAACCGUCAACAAUACCUCUACCACGUGCACGACGGCGAGGAGCAGCAGGAGCGUGAUCGUCUGCUCAGCGAGUUUGCGAAGUUCAACGGCAAGGGCAAGGUUGAGAGGGAGCAGUAUGAAGCUGCGGGCUUGAGUGUCGAGAUGGAUCCGUUGGCUUGGAGAUGGGGUGGUGUGGGGAGUUGGCUAUUGACGUACGUUUGCGAGGAAGAUGUUGAGAGGAGGACGAGAGAAGUUGAGGCUGAGGCGAAGUUUCCGAGUCCGAGGAGGGUGAGUGACGAGAGUGUUAGGGCUGUGUUGUAAAGAUCGAGUUAAACGCAUAUAGGCUGUUGCAGUAGAUGC